Molecule: messenger RNA, 825 nt
Organism: Zingiber officinale
Lineage: Eukaryota; Viridiplantae; Streptophyta; Magnoliopsida; Zingiberales; Zingiberaceae
Product: sulfite exporter TauE/SafE family protein 3-like
Exons: 7
Coding region: 1-825 (274 amino acids)
Biological process (GO): protein ubiquitination
Cellular component (GO): Cul4A-RING E3 ubiquitin ligase complex; membrane
Source: RefSeq, a predicted model, not a curated record
AUGCAGAUGGAAUGGAAAUGGCUGGGAAAGUUGGGGUCGACAGCCAUGCUUGGAUUAGUUUGCCUCUUGGUAUCAUUAGCGGUGGUGUCGUCGGAGCGGAGCAUUGGAAUUGAGGGGUUGAGGGGGACAAAGCGUACUGUUCUGGAAGAGGAUAUUGAAUCUAAUUAUAUUGCAAACUCGCUUCUUUUUCUAUGGCAGACUGAUAAAAAUUCUUACAAACCUGUUUGGCAGCCCAUGGAAUUCGGGUGGGAAAUUGCGGUGGGUUCCAUGAUUGGGUUCUUUGGAGCAGCGUUUGGUAGUGUCGGGGGAGUUGGUGGGGGUGGAAUUUUCGUGCCCAUGCUCGCUCUCAUCGUUGGUUUUGAUCCCAAGUCUACUACAGCAAUCUCAAAGUGCAUGAUUAUGGCUGCAGCUGGUUCUACUGUUUACUACAACCUUAAGUUGAGGCAUCCGUCUUUACAUAUGCCCGUCAUUGACUAUGAUCUAGCUUUUCUCAUUCAACCCAUGCUUAUGCUAGGGAUCAACAUCGGCGUCAUUUUUAAUGUUGUCUUUCCUGAUUGGAUGGUCACCGUCCUCCUAAUUGUCCUAUUUAUCGGGACCUCGACCAAGGCUUUCAUGAAAGGUGUUGACACAUGGAAACUGGAGACAAUUCUUAAAAGGGAGGCUGCUAAACGCUUGGUACCUAGUGGGGUUCCACUUCUUCAAAAUAUAUACUGGAAGGAGCUCGGCCUGCUUGUGUUUGUAUGGAUGUCAUUUCUUGCACUACAAAUUGCAAAGAACUCUACAGCUACAUGUUCCACAUGGUAUUGGAUAUUAAACUUCUUAUAG